AUGGGGGUCGUGCGAUCCAUGGUCCUCUAUGGGGCGCCCGUCUGGUCUAAUGACUUGGCGGGUGCCUCCAGCUGCAAGGCUCUACUCAGAAGCCUACAGCGGUUGAUGGCCAUACGGGUCGUACGGGGUUAUCGUACCAUCUUGUUUGAGGCGGCGACGGUCCUGGCGCGACAUCCACCCUUCGACAUUCUGGCCGACAUGGACGCGAUGGUCUAUGACCAAGUCCGUUCUGUUGGUCGGAAUGGUGAGGAGGCCGCGCCGGAUCAUGAGCCCGGAAUGCUACGGCGGAACGCGCAUACCCAGGCUCUGCGAGCGUGGCAGGCACGGCUUGUAAUCCAGGGCUGUGCCAGCCAACGCGCCGUCGGAGCCGUUCUGCCGAGCUUCGAAGCGUGGGUAGGGAGGAACGACUGUGUCACCUACCGAUUGACUCAGAUGCUUACCGGGCACGGUUGCUUCGGUGAGUAUCUGAAUCGAAUUGGACGGGAGGCCACGGCACAAUGCCACCAUUGCGGGUCCGACCGGGACUCCGCCCAGCAUACUCUGGAGGACUGCCCUGCAUGGGAGUCCGAACGUCGAGUCCUGGUCGGACAGAUCGGACGAAACCUGUCACCGCCAGCAUUAAUCGCGGCCAUGCUGGCGAGUGGCGAGGGAUGGGCAGCCGCGGUCUCCUUCUGCGAGGACGUUAUGCUCCAAAAGGAGGCCGCAGAGCGGGAUCGUUAG
Molecule: messenger RNA, 720 nt
Organism: Arctia plantaginis
Lineage: Eukaryota; Metazoa; Arthropoda; Insecta; Lepidoptera; Erebidae
Source: the annotation of a GenBank genome assembly